Molecule: messenger RNA, 1359 nt
Organism: Ylistrum balloti
Lineage: Eukaryota; Metazoa; Mollusca; Bivalvia; Pectinida; Pectinidae
Exons: 9
Coding region: 71-1180 (369 amino acids)
Biological process (GO): methylation
Molecular function (GO): S-adenosylmethionine-dependent methyltransferase activity
Source: RefSeq, a predicted model, not a curated record
UCAGAAAAUUUCAAGGUCUUUUCCAUUAUGGCGACAGGGCAUCCUACAUCGCAGACAUGGAAACUACAACAUGAAGCGAUAUUCGACAAUGGUGGACAGUUAUGACGACAAAUUCGGAAGUGGCAUGUAUGCAGCCAACGGUUACUCACUGUAUCUCAGCCAGUCCACCAUUCUUAGAUGCAUUGAAGAGAUAUGUAAACGACAAAGCGUACACAUGCCGAUCACGAUAGCAGAUUUCGGGACAGCGGAUGGACGGACAUCUCUCAACUUAUUAAACAAUGCCAUUACCACAAUACAGGAGAUGUCCGGGGCGGCCAAACCCGUCAUGAUAUACCACGAAGAUCAAGCAACCAACGACUUCAACUUGCUAUAUCGGGUUAUUGAAGGCACAGAAGAUGAAGGACAAGAUAGACUCAAGCUAUCCUCCAGUGUUUUCCAGGCUGCAAUUGGUCGUUCAAUGUACGAAGAAUGUCUUCCAAACAAUUCAGUAGAUCUGGCAUUUUCCUCCAUUGUAGUGCAUAACUUGUCACGAAGACCGUGCCGAAUAGAGGGAGGAACAUUGUCUUGUGAUGGUAAUGAGAAGGAGAAGGCGUUGAUAAAAGAGCAAUCUGCAAAGGACUGGGAAAGAUUUGUCUACCUACGAGGAAAGGAGCUAAGUCCAGGCGGUUAUCUGGUGGUACUGAACUGUGGUGUUGAUAAGACAGGUAAAAAUUUACAUCCAAUAUCGGGUGGAAUGCCUCGACUAGGGAAGCUGCUCAAUACCAUGCUUCAGGAUGGAUUGAUAACACAGGAAGAAUUCCUUGAUGCUAACUUUGAUGUGGAUAUAUACAGGACAGAGGAAGACCACAGCCGUCCGUUUACACAUGGUGGCAUGGCGAAGCAAUUAGGUUUAGAGCUGGUAUCCGUUCGUUCAUUCAUCAAUACAUUGCAACAUCCUACAUUCGAUAUUGUAGAUAAAGAUGCAGCUGCAAAAGCAGAGUAUGCCGAGAGAGUGGUGGCAGGUAUAAAGCCGUGGUUCUAUCACGUGAUCUACAACGGGCUGUCUGAAAAGAGACCACAUGAAGAGAGAAAACAGUUGACUGAUCUCUACUUCGACAGAAUGAGGGCAUUUGCAUAUGACAACCAUGCUGGUGGGACAGAAAUACCAUUGGUGGAAACAGUGGUCAGGAAAAGGCUUUAACAUAUAAAUCAGGGAACUUGGUAUACGAUGCCUAUACCAAUAUUAUUACUAAAAUCAUCAUAACUCAAUAGUUAGUUACAUAUUCUGAUUAUCUAACUAAAACAAGUAUCAACAUAAUAAGCAAGAAAGCCAACUGCACCCUAGGCUUACUGAUGAGGCACUUGAAGAUCUCAAGACUA